Messenger RNA from Plectropomus leopardus (leopard coralgrouper), 1425 nucleotides. It is a transcript of the gene eef1e1, whose product is annotated as eukaryotic translation elongation factor 1 epsilon 1. Gene Ontology annotation, biological process: positive regulation of DNA damage response, signal transduction by p53 class mediator. The record is from RefSeq and is a predicted model, not a curated record. Gene Ontology annotation, cellular component: cytoplasm; aminoacyl-tRNA synthetase multienzyme complex; nucleus. NCBI's taxonomy places the organism in Eukaryota, Metazoa, Chordata, Actinopteri, Perciformes, Serranidae.
CCCCUCCGACAGUCUGAAACAUGGCGUUACGGGAGAUAUCGUCGCUGGAGAAAUAUUUAGGAUUGAAAAAGCCGAACAAGUACAGCACACAGGGGGAUAAAAAGGUGCCUGUGCUACAAAAUAACAAUGGUCCUCCACUAGUAGGGCUGGUGACCAUCGCCUGUCACCUGGUGAAAGAGGCCAAGCGCCCAGAGCUGCUGGGAGACUCUGCAGAGAGCAGGGCUGUGGUGCAGCAGUGGCUGGAGUACAGAGUCACCAAGCUGGACGGCUACACAAAGGAAGACAUCAAGACCAUCUUGAAGGAUCUCAACCUCUACCUGCAAGACAAGGUCUACCUGGCUGGCCACCAGUUCACCUUAGCUGACACUUUCAUGUACUGUGGGAUCCAUCCACUCAUAGUGGACUUGGCCAUCCAGGAGAAGGAGCAGUAUGUGAAUGUGACGCGAUGGUUCGACCAUAUUCAGCACUACCCUGGCGUCAGACACCACCUCCCUCCCGUAGUCGUACUUAGGAACAGAAUUUACACCAGCAAACACCACUAAGACCCGACCCCACCCGACCCGGCCUGACUCAUCACAAGCUCGUCUGUCUUUUGGACCUGGGCAAAUUAUCUCCCGAAGUCCAUGAGUAUAUCACAUCAUCAUCACGAUAUGAGGACGUUUCUACAUAGCAACCAAACUCUUUUAUUCCUGUUUUCGGAUCAUUAUUCCUGCCUUUAUGUUUUGUCGUGGUCACAUACAUCACCUUUGCAUGUUUUCUCUUUGGAUUUAUAAAAAAUAUAUGUUUUACUAGGAGAAUCAGUAAAGAGCAAAAAAAAUAAAGUCUUAGUGUAUGAGGUACUGAAACUAAAAUAAGGGAUUGCUUUCUAAUAAAGUCAAAUUCAGUUGAUAUUCUUUGAAAAAAUGUCAGUGUUUUUAAUACUUAUGUUGCCCAGUAACAGUAGCUGUUGAUUUUAAGAAGAGAUCAGGAGUGUUAUGUAAACCUCUCAAUCACUCUGCUGCAAACACUAUACGGAAUUUUCUGUCUUAACUCUGUUUCAGUAACUUACAAACUAAGAUGUGAGACAGUUAUGUUGGUUUUUAUUUAUUUUUCGGUCAUUUUUGUGGGACUUUUGGAAACCUACAUUUGUAUUGUUGUUUUCAAAGGGAAGGCUGUACGGUUUGUGAGGAAGUGCUGCUAGCUUGUUUAAAAGGUGUUUUUAUUUAUAAACGGUGGUUAAAUGGUGAUUUUUUUUGUUGAAUCUAAGCUAUGGACAUGUGAUGAGUUUUAAAAGAAGGCUCGAUAAGAUGUUGCUUAACUGGCAUUACAUAAUGUCCUUAGGACAAGCAGCUUCCUUCAUGCCAUAUCAAUGCAUUUUCAGCAAUAGUUUGUCCAAAUAAAUGUGGUUGCUGGUUCAACAUCAUAACCCCAUAAUGACCACAGUCA